This is a messenger RNA of Cylicocyclus nassatus, 1460 nucleotides long. The record is from the annotation of a GenBank genome assembly. NCBI's taxonomy places the organism in Eukaryota, Metazoa, Nematoda, Chromadorea, Rhabditida, Strongylidae.
CUCAAUGAUUGGUCAUUUUAGGGGUACCUGGGAGGUGAAAGAUGUCACGCGCGGAUGCUGGUCGUUUGAUACAUCUAUCGAAAAAACGUGAACGUGCAAAGGAAGAUAUCGAACAACAACUAAAGAAGAUCGAAGAAGAAUCAACUAGAAGGGCUGCUGGGAUCUCGUCGAAAUUUACUGCAAAUUAUGAUGCUGUGGAAGAAUGCCUCAAAACCAAGACCGUAGGAUUGGUGACGUUAGAUGAGAUGCGUGAAAAACAAAAGGAUGUCGUACAUGAUAGGGAUGCCAUUGUUGCCCGUGGCGAUGACUUGAAAACACGUAAAUCGGAGGAAAAAGCUUCCGCUUCCAGUAGUCAGGAGAAAGUAGCUCAAAAACGAGUGCUUUCAUUCGCUUUCGAGGAUGAGGAAGAAGAAGAAGAGCCUGUGAUUGUCAAGAAGAGAGUCGGAAUGGAUCCAACAAUCGAUACAAGUUUCCUACCCGACAAGGAAAGAGAAGCUGAGAUCGCUAGAAGAAAAGAAGAGUUGGCCGCCGAAUGGAGAGCGCAACAAGAAAGAGAGAAAAAUGAGGAGAUUACAGUGGCUUUUGCUUAUUGGGAUGGAUCUAGUCACAGAAAAAAUCUGAAGGUCAAGAAGGGAAACACAAUUUCGCAGUUUUUGGGUUGGGCCAUAGAGGUUCUGAAAAAGGAGUUUACGGAACUCAAAACGAGUGUACCUGAAAACUUGAUGUUUGUUAAGGAAGAUCUAAUUAUCCCUCAUUUUUACACGUUCCAGGACUUUAUCGUAACCAAAGCUAUGGGAAAGACUGGGCCUUUGUACGAGUUUGAUGCAGCUGGUGAUGUGCGAAUACGACAAGACGCAGCUCUCGAUUGUGGAGAAGCCCAUCCUGCAAAGGUAGUGCUCCGUGGAUGGUACGAGAAAAACAAGCAUAUUUAUCCAGCUUCUAGAUGGGAGCCAUUUGUGCCAAACAAGAAAUAUGGGCGUACCAUUGAUGACCUUUCUACCAUCUAAUAAAGUUAUCUAUCACAGAUUUUUCAUCUUUUAUUCAGCAUUCAUUCAUUACAUAAGUCAGUGUUGUUUUUUCCAGCUUCAAAGAUCUCAUCAGAUCAUUUAUCUUAUGAAUACCAUGAAGUCUUAUGUGUUCGAAAGUCUAUAUUAUUACUAUCGUUUCUUUUUCUUGUUUUAUGAAUGUCAUGGUUCAGGAUUAUUUAUUCUUUACUGUACGGGGUUCUGACUUAUGUUAUGGUGCACUUUUUAGCACACUGUAGUGUGAGGGAUGUUGUAAUGUCCUUUUACAAUUUUGUAAUGAAGUUUUUUUGAAUUACGACUACUUUAUACUUGCAGAAAUAGCAAGCGUUUCACAAUUGUCGCUCUUGAGCACUCUAAUAUAAUAGCACAGAACUCAUUUCUACACUUUCUUCACUCAUGUUUGCUGUUUGUUAUGGGAAGUGUUUCCGUUUGACC